Messenger RNA from Fibroporia radiculosa, 1527 nucleotides. RefSeq lists its product as uncharacterized. The transcript is spliced from 4 exons. NCBI's taxonomy places the organism in Eukaryota, Fungi, Basidiomycota, Agaricomycetes, Polyporales, Fibroporiaceae. The record is from RefSeq and is a predicted model, not a curated record. Gene Ontology annotation, molecular function: protein binding. Bases 1 to 1527 code for a protein of 508 amino acids.
AUGGCUAAAGCAAAGCCGUCGCAUUCGUCGUCUGUAUCCAUGGGUCUCUUCGACCUCAAUCAAGACGUGCUCUUCGACAUCAUUUCUCAUCUGCCCACCCGCGAUGCACUCGCGUUCUCGCUCACGGCCCGUAGGCUUUGUGAUAUCAGCAGACAGCACGCACUUUCCGAUGUUUCCAUCCGCGGCUCACAAAGGCUAGCCAAGUUUCGCGCGUUCAUCUUGGCGGGGCACGACGCCAGACUGCAAUGGCUACGCAAGCUCUCAGUGAGUUGUUCGUACGCUACCGAUGACAUUCACCAAUCGGCCCAAAAUAUCGCAUUUAUCCUUGCACAAGCUACUUCCUUAGUCGAUCUCUCUGUCGAUCCGCUUGAGUUGCUACUCCAGUACGAAUUUCGCGUUGGCACAGCACUGGCAGCCCUGUCUGGCCUGCGCCGGUUGCAGCUGUUCUCUCUGGGAGAUAUGUCAUUUCAGAUGCUCCAGAAACUUCAAAGCGAUCCUAUAUCUCUAAGUUUCUCAACCCGGUCGACGAUGGUCACCUGUGCAGACUUGCUCAGUCAACUCAAGGCCUUCCAGCGUGUUGAGUGCCUUGAGCUAGAGCUGCUUAGCCGGGUACCUAGUCGCCUUCAUGCACACAACGCGCCGCUUGAAUGGCCAUCCGUACGUCAAUUGUUCGUGUCGCCCUGCGAAGCGUCGAUUGAGUUUCUUGCCGCCGCAUUCCCGAACGUGCGCGCGCUUCAUCUACGCGACCUUUUCAUCCAGAAUAUCAAGAAUAACCAGUCAACGGCGGGGUGGCAGAAUCUCGAUUAUCUGGAAGUGCACGCCUUGUUAUUUCAACACUGGCGUAUCAGCUUCCCGAUUCACUACGUCUCUAUCCACUCGGUCCUCGCUAUUCCUUUAGAGCUCUCGUUGGCCGGGCCAGGACGCUAUUCUGAUGCAGACUUGGCAAACACGCUGGAUGUGGCGCAUAACGCGUCGCCGCGCGUGAUCGCUCUGAGCAUCAUGGCAUAUCAGAAGCUGGUGAACACAUUUUGGACUAGUCUUGUAAAGUCAGCACCCCGUCUGCGCUGUAUCGAGGUGGAAUUGUGCGAAUGUCACGCCAAGAAAGAUUUUGGGUCCCAGCUUCGGACGUUGAUCGAAACACUUGCGCCGGUAUUUGCCUCGCUGAGGAACCUGACGCAUAUCCAAAUCUGUGUCAACUCUGGUUUCCAGGAGUUUAUGUCUAUUGGCGGGGCGCGCGAAUUACGUUUGGCACUUGCGCCGAGUCCUGGCAUUGCGAGGGAUUUGGCGAAUAUCUUGAUAGCACAGAUUCCAACGCUGCGUCUCGUGUCUGUCGGAUUUGGAGUCAGAGAGCGACGCCAGAAUUGGGAUGCACUGCCAUUCGAUGGGGACUUUUGGUGGUGGAAGGUGGUGUCAGAAGGAGAUCAGCGAGCUGCACAGGAGGUUGACACGUCGCUUGGAGAGCUAUUCCGGGCGCAAUAUUGCUCGACUCAGUAUGACCCGACAUCCGAAGGCGAGUCCGUUGGUUGA